This is a messenger RNA of Colletotrichum gloeosporioides, 1272 nucleotides long. Its product is annotated as putative galacturan 1 4-alpha-galacturonidase C. Lineage: Eukaryota; Fungi; Ascomycota; Sordariomycetes; Glomerellales; Glomerellaceae. Gene Ontology annotation, molecular function: polygalacturonase activity. Gene Ontology annotation, biological process: carbohydrate metabolic process. The record is from RefSeq and is a predicted model, not a curated record. Bases 1 to 1272 code for a protein of 423 amino acids. The transcript has 5 exons.
AUGAGAGUCUCUUUUGUAUUGCUGGUUGGUAUUGUAUUCGGUGCUCUGGCGAGCGGCGAUGGUGUGGAGGUAGCUAUCGUCCACGGUCGACCCCAGUGCACAGUCACAGCCAAAGGAAACAACCAGAGUGAUGUCGACAAUAUCCUGAACGCCUUUGAUCGAUGCGGAAAUUCGGGGAGCAUCAUAUUUCCUGAGAAGCAGAACUAUUGGAUUGAUCAGAAGCUGAACCCACACGUGAAGGAUGUGCAGAUCCAAUGGAGAGGAGAAUGGACGUUCUCCGACAACAUCUCCUACUGGAGGUCGAACUCCUACUUCAUCGAGUUUCAAAACCAUCGCGCCGCAUUCAUCCUAACGGGAGAUGGAAUCCACAUUGAUGGUCAUGGAACUGGAGGCAUUCAUGGGAAUGGUGAUACUUGGUAUACUUCCGAAGCAGGCGAAACGGUCGAAGGACGUCCUAUGCCUUUCGUGUUCUGGAACGUCAGCGAUGUGUCUGUUCGGAACUUCCACAUUAAACAGCCUCAGUUCUGGGCUUACAACAUCAUGAAUGGGACAGACAUGGUUUUCCAAAAUAUCAGCAGCAAUGCCACAGCGACUAAGGCUCCUGGGCGAUACAAUUGGGUCCAAAAUACUGACGGUUUUGAUACGAUGGAUGCGCGCAACAUUAGCGUCAAGGGAUUCGAGUACUCGGGCGGAGAUGAUUGCGUCGCUAUCAAGCCCCGAUCGUACGACAUUUAUCUAGAAGACGUUACUUGCCAUGGUGGUAAUGGCAUUGCUAUCGGGAGUCUUGGGCAGUAUCUCGAGGACUCAAGCGUGGAGAACGUGAUGAUGAAUAACUUACAGUUGAAGCGGUCAUCAAUUGAUUUACGCAUUGGGGUCUACAUCAAGACAUGGAUUGGAGAGCUUGCACCUCAAGAUCACUACGAAAGUGCCGGCAAGCCACGAGGAGGCGGUUGGGGUCGUGUUCGAAACAUCACGUUCGCCAACGUCUACUAUGAAAAUGUCAACAACGCCCCCUCGAUCAAUCAAAACAACGGGAACAAUGGCUCCUUUGCCGGAACGAGCAAUAUGGAGGUUUCAGACGUCGACUUUCUCAACUUCACAGGCACGUUAUCAGGUUCCACAAAUCGCGUCAGUCUUUCGUGCAGUGCUAGACAUAAAUGUGGCAACAUCAAGUUCGAAGAUAUUGACCUUCUUACGUCGACCAACGUAACAACCACUUGUACAGGAAAAUGGACGUUGCAGGAUACUGUGACAGGACUUCCGGGAUGCUAA